UAUGUGUUGGUGGUGGUGGGGAGCUGCAGAGUGUGGGGAAACAGCCAUCAGGUGUGGGCUGCCAAGGGCAGUGAUUUGCCCAUGUCUGGUAUGGGAGGUAGUGAUGUAGAUUUGUCUUUGGUGAGCCCAGCUUGGAGAAUUUUCAGCUCCGGCCCUGGGGUAAGAGCUGUGAAAUCUGUGAGCUAUCUGGGGAGAGCCAUUUGGAAGGUGGAGCCAGGGGUGGUGAUGUAACGCUGGAAAGGAAAGGGGUCAUCCUAGUGAAUGAUGAGAGGGAGAGAGCUGGGGGCUGAAACACUGGGUGUAAGUGUGCCGGCGCCAUGAUGUCAUGAGGCCCGAGAACUGGGUCAGGUGUGUGGGCCAGGAUGGGGCCUGGGGGGCAGCCGCACAGUGCUUGCAGGGAUGGGGUGGUGACGUCAUGGGUUGGUGAGGGCGGGGCCUCGAAGGCACCGCUGGGAUGCGUGAGGUCAGGAAGGAGACAGGCUGAGAAGAGGAGCUGGGAGAGGCUCAGGACUGAAAUGAAAUCAGCCACCAGGAUGAGCCACUGGUCAUUCCGAAGCAAGGAUGGAGGAUGCAGCAACCUUGGCCAUGGACCAGCCGGCUGGCCUGCAGGUAGACUACGUCUUCCGGGGUGUGGAGCAUGCCGUGCGGGUGAUGGUUUCUGGGCAGGUGCUGGAGCUGGAGGUGGAGGACCGGAUGACGGCUGACCAGUGGCGGGGCGAGUUUGAUGCUGGCUUCAUUGAAGAUUUGACUCACAAGACAGGGAACUUCAAACAGUUCAACAUCUUCUGUCAUAUGCUGGAGUCAGCCCUCACUCAGAGUAGUGAGUCAGUCACCCUGGACCUGCUGACCUACACAGACCUGGAGUCCCUGCGGAACCGCAAGAUGGGGGGCCGCCCAGGCUCCUUGGCCCCCAGAUCGGCCCAGCUCAACUCCAAGCGCUACCUGAUUCUCAUCUACUCUGUGGAGUUUGACAGGAUUCACUACCCGCUGCCCCUCCUAUACCAGGGCAAGCCAGACCCCGUGGUUCUGCAGGGCAUCAUCCGGUCACUGAAGGAGGAACUGGGCCGCCUGCAAGGGCUGGAUGGCCAGAACACUCGGGACACCCGGGAGAAUGAGAUCUGGCACCUGCGGGAGCAGGUGUCGCGCCUGGCGUCCGAGAAGCGGGAGCUGGAGGCGCAGCUGGGCCGAUCGCGCGAGGAGGCGCUGGCCGGGCGCGCGGCGCGCCAGGAGGCCGAGGCGCUGCGCGGGCUGGUGCGCGGGCUGGAGCUGGAGCUACGGCAGGAGCGCGGCCUCGGGCACAGGGUGGCCGGCCGUCGCGGCCAGGACUGCCGCCGUCUGGCCAAGGAGCUCGAGGAGGCGAAGGCAUCGGAGCGGACCUUGCGCGCCCGGCUGAAGACGCUGACCAGCGAGCUGGCAUUGUACAAGAGAGGGAGGCGGACUCCGCCGGUGCAGCCGCUCUCGGCGCGGGAGGACCGGGCCUCAUCGUCCCGGGAGCGCUCCACGUCGCGAGGCCGCGGCGCCGCGCGCUCCUCAUCCCGGGAGAGCGGCCGCGGGAGCCGGGGUCGGGGCCGCCCUGCGCGCCCCUCGCCCUCGCCCACAGGUGGUCGUGCGCUCCGCUUCGACCCCACGGCCUUUGUGAAAGCCAAGGAAAGGAAGAAGAGAGAGAUCCAGAUGAAGCAGCAGCAGCGGAACCGAUUAGGCAGUGGGGGAAGCGGGGACGGUCCGUCCGUUUCCUGGUCUCGCCAGACCCGGCCCCCUGCUGCCGUGACUGGCCGAGGGGACGCCCCUAAUCGCUCCCGAAACCGCAGCUCCUCAGUGGACAGUUUCCGCAGCCGCUGCUCGUCUGCCAGCUCCUGCAGCGAUUUGGAGGAUUUCUCUGAGUCGCUCUCCAGAGGGGGUCACCGCCGCCGUGGGAAGCCUCCUAGCCCAACACCCUGGAGUGGGUCCAAUACGAAGUCUACCCCCGUGGAACACAGCCACCAUCAGAAAUCUCUGGCCAACUCCGGGGGCUGGGUCCCCAUCAAAGAGUACAGCUCGGACCACCAGGCGGCUGACAUGGCCGAAAUAGACGCUCGCCUGAAGGCCUUGCAGGAGUACAUGAACCGACUGGACAUGCGGUCAUGACGUGGAGAAGGGGUACUGCCCCUCCAUCCCCCACCCACUUGCUGGGUAUGGUGUGGGGGGUGGGGCCAGGGUGGCCUCCAGCCCUGCCCAGUCCCUGCCCUGGCCCCGUCCCUCCUGCUGCCCCUGGGGUCUCAGGUGUGUGAGGCCCUGACCCUGCCCUCUCCCCAGGCAGUGCAUGCUGGGAGGGAGGAUGUGUGCAUUUUGUAAAUAAACAUAUUUGCCCUGGGGA
Pongo pygmaeus (Bornean orangutan) is the source of this 2353-nucleotide messenger RNA. RefSeq names its product coiled-coil domain containing 61 (gene CCDC61). The record is from RefSeq and is a predicted model, not a curated record. The coding region runs from base 562 to 2124 and encodes 520 amino acids. The transcript is spliced from 14 exons. NCBI's taxonomy places the organism in Eukaryota, Metazoa, Chordata, Mammalia, Primates, Hominidae. Gene Ontology annotation, cellular component: ciliary basal body.